AUUAAUUCACAUGCAUACUAUUCUUCAUCAAGGACUUAGAAUCGAAGGAAUUUAUUGAGCCAUAACGAUUCAAAGUCGUCUCCAACUUUAUUAGUUACACGUCGAACUUAUCUAUCAUUUUUUUUAAUCGAAAAUAAUUAUUGUUGUUCCAUAGUUUUCAUUUCUCCUCAUUGAACUUGAUAUUUACUUCAGAAGGAAUGCGAUUCAGUUCUAUUGUUGCCUAGGCAACGAUACUGGUUACUUCAGUCCUGUUGAAUCAAUCUCCAGACUCAUUGCAAAGUUUUUCUUCUGUCAUACGAUAUAAUUUUGUGAUUAAAUUAUGGCGAAGUCUGUGACGGUUUACGAAAAGCCCACAUCACACUUGGGAUUACCAGAUUGGUAUGCAACGCAGUGGCAAUUACAGCAGUCGGCAAAAAAACAAAUUUCCGACUCGUUCGAGCUUCGAAAUACAGCAAGGACAGUUCGCAAUGAGACAGCCAUUCGUACAGAUUGGGAUACUCGACUGAACGACGCAAGGCUAGACGAUAGAGUCAAGGAGUUGAAGAAAUGGCAGGAAAUAUUGGAAAAAUUGUCCUCCAUUUUGUCCUCUGAAAUGAAACAACUGAAGGAUGAACAAUCGGAGAGUGAGAGAGAUCUGGAUAAUAUCGAAUUACCCCUGCAAGUCGUGGCCCAAUGUAUUUCAAUGCGAGAUUGCAGAAGAGGAACGGAAUUGACUUACGACGAAGCAGACACUGAACUCAAGAAAGAAUUGACUGUAGUGGAAGCUGUGAAGAAAAGUCUCACUGAGAAAAUUCACGCUGCCUGGGUAAAGUUGAAUAAACUGGAGGAAGUGAAGUUCCAGUUGAAUUUGGACAUCAACGAUAAGACAGAGACUCUUGCGAUUGAUGGUGAUAACUUAAUUUUGAACCGAAAUUCUGGGGGAAUAAGUUAUAAGCCAAAUGCAUUACGAAUACCAAAAAGCUCCAAUACAUACGAGACCUGGCAGGGCCACUGUCGAUACAUAAAAUCUCUCGUUGAAAAUGAACUGAAAGAUACUUUGAGCUUCCGAGAGGCUCUGAAUGUAAUGCGUAAACGUGUUAAAAUUGAUACUGAGGCGCAACAGGACGCGACUGACUAUGCAUUACGAAAGCGUAUAUAUCAAACGCAAAAAUCAAGAAAUGAAAUGGAAUGGCAGAAGAGAAAAAUGCAGGAGGAAAUGCAAUCAUUGAUGAAGGAAUUGACUCGCCUCGAAGAGGCACUCAGAAACAAAGUCGAUGCUGUCAAAUGCGCUGAAACUAGACUGGAGAAUCGCACCUACAGACCUGGAUAUGAAUUAUGCAGGGACGAGCCAGAAUUUGGUUUAAAUGAUGAAGUUCUUCAGCUUAGAAAAACGAAAUCGGAACUCAUGGCUAAAAUCGACUGCGCAAAGGCAACAUUCAAUAGACUUGAAUCUCUCCUAAUCCAAAUUGAUCGUAAUCUCGACGACAAACAACAUUCCUUAAUGACAGAUAUUAUGUGCCUGGACAUGAGAGCAACAUUGAAAACUGGAGAUAGAUCACCGCUGAUCAAUGAAACGGAACGUAACAUUAAGUUGACUCAUCUUGAGAACGAGAUACCCUUGGAGCUGUAAUUUUCGUAUCUCUAUACGUUAUGAUCGACGCCCAUUUUUCAUCCAAUCACUACAAUUAA
Messenger RNA from Diachasmimorpha longicaudata, 1668 nucleotides. Its product is annotated as tektin-2. Gene Ontology annotation, biological process: cilium assembly; cilium movement involved in cell motility. The coding region runs from base 320 to 1609 and encodes 429 amino acids. The record is from RefSeq and is a predicted model, not a curated record. NCBI's taxonomy places the organism in Eukaryota, Metazoa, Arthropoda, Insecta, Hymenoptera, Braconidae. The transcript is spliced from 3 exons. Gene Ontology annotation, cellular component: microtubule cytoskeleton; nucleus.